This is a messenger RNA of Nanorana parkeri, 769 nucleotides long. It is a transcript of the gene UBE2R2, whose product is annotated as ubiquitin conjugating enzyme E2 R2. NCBI's taxonomy places the organism in Eukaryota, Metazoa, Chordata, Amphibia, Anura, Dicroglossidae. The transcript is spliced from 5 exons. The coding region runs from base 9 to 725 and encodes 238 amino acids. Gene Ontology annotation, molecular function: ubiquitin conjugating enzyme activity. The record is from RefSeq and is a predicted model, not a curated record. Gene Ontology annotation, biological process: protein polyubiquitination; ubiquitin-dependent protein catabolic process.
CGCCCACCAUGGCCCAGCAACAGAUGACCAGCUCGCAGAAAGCCCUAAUGCUGGAGCUCAAGUCCCUGCAGGAGGAGCCUGUGGAGGGUUUCCGAAUCACGCUGGUGGACGAGAGCGACCUGUACAACUGGGAGGUGGCCAUCUUCGGGCCCCCCAACACCCUCUAUGAAGGGGGGUACUUCAAAGCUCACAUAAAGUUUCCAAUAGAUUACCCGUACUCCCCUCCGACUUUCCGCUUCCUGACGAAGAUGUGGCACCCCAAUAUUUAUGAGAACGGCGACGUGUGCAUCUCAAUCCUUCACCCUCCUGUAGAUGAUCCACAGAGUGGCGAGUUACCUUCCGAGAGGUGGAACCCCACCCAGAAUGUCAGGACCAUUCUACUGAGUGUGAUCUCUCUGCUGAACGAACCAAACACCUUUUCCCCGGCCAACGUAGACGCUUCUGUAAUGUUCAGGAAAUGGAGGGACAGUAAAGGAAAGGACAAGGAGUAUGCAGAGAUUAUCAGGAAACAAGUGUCGGCGACUAAAGCCGAAGCCGAGAAAGAUGGCGUGAAAGUCCCGACCACCCUCGCGGAGUACUGCAUCAAAACCAAAGUGCCUUCUAGUGAUAACAGCUCAGACUUACUCUACGACGACUUGUACGACGACGACAUAGACGACGAAGACGAGGAGGAAGAGGACGCCGACUGUUACGACGACGACGAUUCCGGGAACGAGGAGUCGUGACGCCCUCAUGCGUCCGUUCUCUCCCUUCUCACGGCCUGAAAAAA